GGAUACCCGUGCCUUCGUAAAAAAAAACAUAAUUAAAAACUUUUAAAAACACCUGUAUGAGAAGAGGAAUUCUACGUGCGCCGUUUUUACCGUAAAGCCGCUUGUUGAGCCCGCCCUCUCUUUGGUAGAAAACUGUGAUGUCGCUUCGUCUUUAACGAGCUUGACCCAGAAGAACCCAGGGAAGGAGGGGAAAAGAGGGGAGAAAACACACUAAUAACGGAAUAGUCUGGAAGGGGUCGGGACAAGUUUUUAACGAGCAAGUCCAUUCCUCCCUGUUUUCUGGGCUUGGUGGUUCGGUGACCUUCUAUCCAUGAGCACCUAGAGCUCACCUCUACUACCAAACCACGCCCACAGGUGAAGUGUGUAUGGAGCAGUGUGAGAGCGCAGCAGCUCUCCUGGAGUCGGUCAGGGAGCAGGAGGUGCAGUUUGAACAGCUGACCCGGGCGCUGGAGGAGGAAAGGAGGAGAGUGGGCCUCCCUGCCACCAGCCCCUCGGCCCUGGGUCGCCCCCUCCCUCACACACAGAACGGGCGCUUAGGGGAUGCAGACAUAGACCGUCUGAAACUGACUGACUCCUACAUAAACGGCACACAGUACAGAAUGGUGGACCCUGCACACGGGGCUCUGGAUGAGAGCUACACACCAGAGGACGACUCCCAGGAAGUACACUCGGUCUUUUCUGACGAAGGAACAGCUCGACGGCCAGACAAUGGCAUGAAGAAACCAAUCACACGCACAGUCCUGCCCUCUGACUCUAUGUCCAUCGACGGGGGCUUAUCGGUGUCUGGUAUGGGCGGCUACAGCGCCACACUGGACCGUCCUUACAGACAAGCUGGACCAGCAGACUACCCCACGGCCACAGUUCCCAGAAACUACCACUAUGCCCCGGUUGGCGGUUACGGUGACUACCGGGGAGGCCCACCAUCAGAGGCAUACACUAGCCUGAGCAGGGGCUCGCACAUGGACGACCGCUACAGGACAGUUGACGGCUACAGGACGCUGGACUCUGGCUACCGGGCGCCAAGCCGCCAGCAGCUUGACCCGUAUGCAGCACAGCCCCAGGUGAGCCGUGGAAUGAGGGCCUUGGGCUCAGCGUUGGAGGUGCGGUACGGCCACGGCCACUACUGCCUGGAGGAUGACCAGCGCAGUGUAGGAUAUGAUGACUACGGCAUGGGGCCUCCACCCAUGCACCCUGGAGGCUAUGGUACCAUGCCACGCCUAGGGCCCGGCACCGGUGGUAUGGACAGACGGAGACUCAGGAGCUGUGAGGAUACUUUGGACGGCAACAUGGGAGGAGUCGAUCCUUAUACCUGGGAUGUUUCCAUGCCGAUGGAGAGGGGGAGCAUGGCUUCACUGGACAGCACUCUGAGGAAGGCUCCUCCUGGUUCAUGGAGACAGCCAGAGCUGCCGGAGGUCAUCGCCAUGUUGAACUACCGUCUGGACCCUGUCAAGACAAACGCUGCGGCAUUCCUCCAGCAUCUCACAUUCAAAAACGAUAAGGUUAAGUCGGAGGUGCGUCGUCUAAAGGGCAUCCCAUCCUUGGUGUCACUGCUGGACCACCCCAGCAAGGAUGUGCACCACUCAGCCUGUGGCGCACUGAAGAACAUUUCAUACGGGCGAGAUCAAGAAAACAAGAUUGCCAUCAAGAAUUGCGAUGGAGUGCCCGCUCUGGUCAGGUUACUUAGAAAAACCCACGACCAGGACCUCACUGACACUAUUACAGGCACCUUGUGGAACCUUUCAUCCCAUGACUCAGUAAAGAUGGAGAUUGUGGACCACGCCCUGCACGCCCUGGCUGACGAGGUGGUCGUUCCUCACUCUGGCUGGGAGCGAGGGAGCAAUGGAGGAGAGGAGAGCUGCAAACCACGCCAUCUGGAGUGGGAAACCGCCUUGACCAAUACUGCUGGCUGCCUUAGGAAUGUGAGUUCAGAACGCAGCGAGGCCAGGAGAAAGCUAAGAGAAUGCACAGGAUUGGUGGAUUCACUCAUGUACGUUGUGCAAUCACAGAUCAACCGCAAAGAUGUGGAUAACAAGUUGGUGGAGAACUGUGUCUGCCUCCUGAGGAAUCUGUCCUAUCACGUUCACCGGGAAGUCCCCGGCAGUGAGCGCUACGCAGAGACCACACCCCUCAACCAGGGGCCUGCCCCCGCUAACAAAGGAGGCUGCUUUGGCUCUCGAAAGGGCAAAGAUGAGUGGUUUUCAAAAGGAAAGAAGGAUGGCGAUGAUGGGAGUGGAGAUCAAGUCGACAUUCCAAAGAGGACAACACCUGCCAAAGGUUAUGAGCUGUUGUUCCAACCAGAGGUGGUUCGUGUUUACACAUCGCUGCUCCGAGAGAGCAAGAACCCCUCGGUGCUUGAGGCCGCUGCCGGUGCCAUCCAGAACCUGUGUGCCGGCCGAUGGGCUUAUGGUCGGUAUAUCAGGGCCACUGUGCGUCUGGAGAAGGGUCUUCCCAUGAUGGCAGAGCUACUGGCUCAUGGCAAUGACCGUGUGGUUCGGGCAAUGUCCGGCGCCUUGAGGAACCUCUCCAUCGACAACCGUAACUGCCAGCUGCUCGGUUUGCAUGCAGUGCCUCACCUUGUGGCCAACCUGCCUGGAGGCCAGAAUCAGUCUGGUCGCAUUCUAUCAGAGGAGACUGUGGUGUCUGUAUUGAGCACACUCACUGAGGUGCUAGGCAACAGUGUGGAAGCAGCAAAGACCCUCCGAGCCUCGCAGGGCAUUGAGAGGCUGGUGCUUAUCAACAAGGAUGGCAAGCGCUCAGAGCGUGAGGUGCGGGGGGCCGGCCAGGUGCUGCAGCUCGUCUGGGCCCACAAAGAGCUGCGCAAGCCUCUUGAGAAAGAUGGCUGGAAGAAGACGGAUUUCAUGGUCAACCUCAGCACCACAAACGGCCCGAGCACACGAGCCAACGGUACCUACGAAGACAGCACCACGCCACUGCUAGACAGAGGGGAAAAGAGGGACAUGAUUCCACUAAAUGACCUUGGCCCUGAUGCCUACUCUACACUGGACCAGAGGGAGAGGAGACACACGCUGGAUGAAACCACAGACACAUUGCCGCGAGGGGUGUAUGGGGGCAGAAAGGGCUCCUUGCCCCUGUUGGACUCCUACGAUGAAAAACUGAUAGUGUGCAUCACCCAGACUGGGCCAUCCCUGCCCUACCACUGCUACUGAGGAGAGAAGAUCCAGAUGCACAGACUCUCUCCCUCUUGUCCCCCCCCCCCUCCUCUUCUUCUUCUUCUUCUCCUCCUCCUCCUCUCUUUUUCUCUCUCUAUCACCACACAGAUGGGAUUAGAAGAUGAGGGUUGGCAUCCAAAGAAAGUGGCCACGUUGCAGGCAAAAACAUUUCAACACACACGUACAGAACAUACACACCUACUUUUUAAGAAUUCAUUCAAUUGUAGCAACAGAAAUAAAUUCAGUUUUUUUUAAAUUAGAAUUCAUCUUUAAAGGCAAUCACCUGUUGACAAUCAUUUUUAAUUCUGGUGUUGUCGUCCUGCUUGUUUUUAUUUUUCCGCUCUAUCGUCACUUACAUUUUUGGUAAAUUGGCCAACACCUGCAUCCUGAUGAUGAAUCUUUUUACGUGGACUUCUAUGUAGGGUAUAUACUGUAUAUAAAAAGAAAAUGGGAUGACUGCAUUAGUUUUGGCUCAUUAAUUUAAAUCAUCCCUUUUACUGGGAUUGCUGGGAGGUUUGGGUUGACAGACUGGCUGCCGCCCUGUAGAUUGAGAAUGUUGUUUAUAUAGGAGUUAUUUUCCUGUCUAGAGUUAUUUUCUCUCUUUUGGGAUGAGCACAGGUGUAGACAAGAAAAGGGCGUGUGUGUGUGUGUGUGUGUGUGUGUGUGUGUGUGUGUGUGUCAUACAGUAAGUCUGUUACUGUGCAUGUGUGGAAAAUGAAUAUGGACCUUGGAGUGAGUGUGUGCAUUGACCAGACCCAUAAGACAUAUGUUGAAUAUUUCAUCCGCUCAUGUUUCCGGUUUGUUUGGUGUGCUUUUACUCCUCUAACAAAGCAUUGUUUUGUUUUGCCUCUUUUUGUGUUUUGACAACUUUUUUAAUUUUUGAAACACACAACAUUGGCACUGAAAUGUGAAGCUGGGAACAUCGUACACUACUAAACCACUAAAACAUUGUGACAUCCUGCUUUAGAAAUCAUUCCUGGCCCAACUGUAAAACAUUCACACUAUAGACAAAACCUACUCAGCAAAUAACACUUCAGGAGGGUCUCUUGGAAUAAUUAUCUUCUAUUUAAAUCUUUUUUUUAAAUUUUUUUUAUCACUACUUGCUGUUUUUUGUUUUUGCAAUAUAAUCGUUCAUACUGGCAUUUAGUUGUGCUGUUUUACAAAAAACACACUUCAAUAUGGGAGAAUUCUUCACUCAGAGGACAUUUGAUUUUUAACUGACCAAUUGGGGAGAAUUACUGACAUCAUUUAAUUUGAGAAGUGAAUAAAAGCACAUUUUGGUCUAUGAUCUAUUUGUUUUACAUUUUUUUUAAUUUUUAAUUUUGUGUUCGGUUUGUGUCCAUUUUAUUUCGGUUUUGUAUGUAUGGGAGUGGUGGGUGAGAGCAUUAUGCAAUUUGUUCAUCUUUUUAGUCCAAGUUUUACUUCUGAGUUGUUUUAAAGCAAAAGAGACCAAUCAUCUUUGUUUAGGUUUUUUUUUUUUUUACUCUCCACACAGUAUAUUUGUAAUGUUGCCUAUCCAUGUAAAAUUAUGAUGUACCAUUCAUACCUGCCUUGGCUCAAAGAAGUUGCUUUUUUCAGUAAAGUAUGUAACUGUUAAAACUGUUUUUUUUUUUUAUAAAUAAAGAUCUUUUCUUAGAC
This is a messenger RNA of Etheostoma cragini (Arkansas darter), 4808 nucleotides long. Its product is annotated as catenin delta-1-like. Gene Ontology annotation, cellular component: cytoplasm; plasma membrane; adherens junction. The record is from RefSeq and is a predicted model, not a curated record. Gene Ontology annotation, biological process: cell-cell adhesion; cell-cell junction assembly. Lineage: Eukaryota; Metazoa; Chordata; Actinopteri; Perciformes; Percidae. Gene Ontology annotation, molecular function: cadherin binding. Bases 366 to 3167 code for a protein of 933 amino acids. The transcript is spliced from 22 exons.